Messenger RNA from Manihot esculenta (cassava), 839 nucleotides. RefSeq names its product snakin-2. The record is from RefSeq and is a predicted model, not a curated record. The transcript has 4 exons. The coding region runs from base 292 to 624 and encodes 110 amino acids. NCBI's taxonomy places the organism in Eukaryota, Viridiplantae, Streptophyta, Magnoliopsida, Malpighiales, Euphorbiaceae.
AAGUUAUAACCAUAAACCAGCUGUCUUGUGUAAUGAUUUAAAGCAUCAUCAAUUCAAGUUGGACAUUUUUUCUCAUUUCACUUUUGCUUUUCAAAUUCAGUACCAUCACACCAUGGGAAUCUGCUCGGGUUCGUCUGUUCAGAUUAUUAAUUUCUCUCUCUCCCCUUAUUAGAGACCAUUAUUGCGUCUUUUCUAUUCGAUAAGUAGUUCUUCAGUGGUUUUAUAAAGUGCACGAACUGCGAUAACCACACCGCUCCUUCGAUUCGUUUUCUCCACUAGCAGGCAGCAGCCAUGGGAAUCAGAUUGUUUCUUGUAUUGGCCGUUUUUCUAUUCUGCCUUGCAGAGGUUUCAUCUGAUCUCAAGACAGACCCAGAAGUGGCUCACACUACCCAGCAGAUUGGUGUUAGAGGUGGAAACAGGAGGCUCAUGCAAGGAAUAGAUUGUGGAGGGCUAUGCAAGCGGAGAUGCAGCCUUCACUCAAGACCUAAAUUGUGCACCAGGGCAUGUGGCACGUGCUGUGUGAGGUGCAAGUGUGUGCCACCAGGGACUUCAGGGAACAGAGAAGUUUGUGGAAAAUGCUACACACAGAUGAUCACCCAUGGAAACAAGACCAAGUGCCCUUAGGCUGCAUAGCUUCUCUUCCUUUGGAGUGUGCGACAGUACAUGUAAAAUAUUUAAUGGUGGAUUGGGCUAUCUGCUGUUUAUCUUUUAGGAUUCUCUGCAACUUUCAGCUCCAGCGCAGAUGAGUUGGGCUGAUGGGCUUUCUGAUAAUGUGUUUUGACUCUUUAGCUCUCUUUCUUAUUAAAUCUAUCAUAAUUGCAUCACUUUUUCUUUUUAAA